Molecule: messenger RNA, 1272 nt
Organism: Daktulosphaira vitifoliae (grape phylloxera)
Lineage: Eukaryota; Metazoa; Arthropoda; Insecta; Hemiptera; Phylloxeridae
Product: endoribonuclease LACTB2
Exons: 6
Coding region: 155-1111 (318 amino acids)
Cellular component (GO): mitochondrial matrix
Molecular function (GO): RNA endonuclease activity; single-stranded RNA binding
Source: RefSeq, a predicted model, not a curated record
UUUGCUUAAUCACAAUUUGGUAUCUUAACUUAAAAUGAUUUCGUUUAUUAAUUAUAUAAGUAACUCUUGUAACUAUUCAGAUUUUUUAAAAAUAAAUUUUGAAUUUUUAAAGUGACAAGCUAAAUAUUUUUAUUAUUGAAUUAAAAAAUUUUGAAUGCUUCCAAUAUUUACAACUCGGUCUCAACGGUUUAUAAAAGGUUCGAUCUUUGAAUACAAAAGUGGCAGAGGUUGUAGUCGCAUUUCAAAAAUGUUCCUGCCACAUAUACCUCCAGUUAGCAAUGUUUCGUCAAGGGUUUUGCGUGUACUUGGGUGUAAUCCUAGUUUGUAUACGUUGCAAGGUUCUAACACUUACAUAGUUGGUACUGGUCAUAGUCGAAUUUUAAUUGAUUCUGGAGAGCCAAAUAUCCCAGAAUAUAUAAAAAAUCUUAAAGAAACUAUGGAGAAAUACAAAUUUAAAAUAGAACAUAUAAUUGUAUCUCAUUGGCAUGAAGAUCAUAUUGGCGGCGUAAAAAAUAUAUUAGAUAUGAUUUCUAAUAAAAAUGAGUGCAAAGUUUGGAAAUUACAUCCAGAAAAUGAAAAAUUACGAGAAUAUAAUUUUCCUAUUAAUUUUAUGAAAGACCACCAAGAGUUUCAUACUGAAGGUGCUACAUUAAAAAUAUAUCACACACCAGGGCACACAACUGAUCAUGUGGUUAUAUUUUUGGAUGAAGAAAAAGCAUUAUUUUCUGCUGAUUGUGUACUUGGAGAAGGUACAACAAUUUUUGAAAAUUUAGAAGACUACAUGAAGUCAUUGAAUUUAAUACUACAAUUAAAUCCUGCUGUUAUAUUUCCUGGACAUGGAUCUGUGAUACAAAACCCAAUACGACAUGUAAACAACUACAUUAGACAUAGAGUUGAACGUGAAAAACAAAUAAUUCAAAUGCUUCGUGAUCACCCUUUGCAAGCAAUGACUAAAAGUGAUAUAGUUAAUAAAAUUUAUGAGAGUAUUCCAAAAGGAUUAUUAAAAGUUGCAGAUAGAGGUAUAGAGCAACAUCUUAUUAAGUUACAAAAAGAUGGAGUUGUAAUUAAAAUAGACAAUGUGUGGAAAUUCAAUAAUAGUUUUAGUUUAUAGUUUAUCCAUUAAUAUUGUGUGUUACUCUAUUUUAGUGUUUUACUAAUUUAGUGGUUUUUUGUAUAAAUUUUUUAUUACAGAAUUUUAAAUUGUUUUUUUUUAAAUUAUCUGUAUUAUAAAUUAACUAAUCACUGUAUAUUAAUAAAGAUUGUUGUACUUUA